GCUCUGCCUCCCCGACGACCCCCCCCCGUCACCGCCACCCAUUUCCGGCUGGAAAUCCCGCAAAGCUUGGGGAUUCUCCCUAUUUUCUUGUUCUAGAACGCCUAUUAAACCCAGAAAAUCCCAGAUCUGUUCUGCGUCUCCCUCCCUCUGCUGUCCGUCGGCUUCAGCAUGUGGGUUUGAAUUUCUGGGCCUUUUUCGGUAAGCCACAGCCAUAAACUUCACCUUUUCAACUUUAAUUUGGCUUGGGUUUACCUUGAAUUGUGUUUUGGUUUUUGGAUGGGGUAGCCGUGAGUUCCCCUGCAGAAAUUCUUCUUCUCUGCCGCCGGCUUCUCCCCCCCUGCUAGGCUCGGUUUUGCUUGCUAAAUUCUGGUUCCUGAUCGUUCUGUCAAUUUAGCACUGAGAUCGAGUCUUCGGUUUUAUGCGAGUGAGGUAAGUAAAUUAUGGUAAAGCCCUUCGAUUUUAAAGCAUGUUUUAAACUAUUUUUGAGAUGGUGGCAAGGUUUAAAGUGAUUUUAAAUUGAUUUUAUCAGCAUCUGAAUGUGAUUAAACUGAAAUGGAAAUUGUGAUGGUUUUUAUGAGAAUUUCACUGUUUUCUGGAAUUGAACAUGAUUGGUUUGAAAUGAAACUGUUUUCAUUGGUAUUGAGUACAGCAUGCGCAUUUGGAAUUGACUGAACUGUUUUGAUGAACUAAGAGUUUGCAAAUUCUGAGUUUUCUGAUAAAUCCAUGCCCACAUGGAAUUUUUCUGGUUAUUUUUGAAAUUGGGAUUGAUUGUGAAAUUCAGGUUCUCUGUAAACUCUGCAUGGUUUUGUCUCGGAUAUAGUCAUGAUUACUGAUUACUGUGCCCGCUAGUGGGAGGUUUAUAAACGCUAGCACAUGUCGAUAUGUUUACUGAUAGAACCGGUUCACCCUACCAAUGGGGUUAAACAUUGGUAAUUACUGUCGCCUGCCAGUGGGAGUUGUAAACACUGGCACCAUUACUGACGCCCGCCAGUGGGAGUUGUUAAACACUGGCACUUCUGUAACCUUGCCUAUGGGGUAACCUUGCCUAUGGGGUUAAACAUUGGCAACUACUGUGCCCGCCAGUGGGAGGUUUAUAAACGCUGGCCAUGACUUAUAAAUGAGACUACUGAACUGAGUUUUAUUCUGCAUGAACGGUUUGUCAUGAAGGCUUUGAUAUUGAACUGAAUCUGAUUCUGUUUUAAUGGUUUGUCAUGAAACGUUUUGUUAUUGAACUGAAUUUGAUUAUGUUUUAACGGUUUAUCAUUGAAAGUUCUGUUAUGCUUACAUGGUUUAUCUAGCAUGCUUCAAAGUUUUACCCAAGGGCUAUACAUAUUUACUUACUGAGUUAUCUCAUAGUUUUCCUUGUCCACCAUUUCAGGAAGCGAAACCGAGGACGGGGAAACCGAGGGGAGUGACGAAUUAGAAGGCUAGCCAUUCAAUUGGGGUAUAAGUUUUAGAUUUUAUCAUCCUUUUGUAAAGUUGAUUUUAUUCAUGAGAUUUUGUGAUUUGGAUAAGUUCCGAGCCUUGUGCAUUCGUGGGACCCGUUCACGGGGUGCACGGCGUCUGCCACGUCCUUGGAUUUGGGUUCUGGGGCGUGACACAUACCCUCCUAAAGUUGUGAGGUGAAGGGUAAAAUUCCAAACACUCAAAUACCAGAAGGGUAUAAAAUCACAUCUUAUAAGGUGAAGGGUAAACUUCCACGGGCUUAAAAAGUUGAAGGGCAAUCUGUGGGGUUUUGUGGCAUUUU
Molecule: messenger RNA, 1747 nt
Organism: Rubroshorea leprosula
Lineage: Eukaryota; Viridiplantae; Streptophyta; Magnoliopsida; Malvales; Dipterocarpaceae
Source: the annotation of a GenBank genome assembly